AUGGAUGCUAAGCAGCCGGACGGGCCGUGUUGCUGUGUAGCAGGUUCAGCAUGCGACCCAGAAGACUGUUUCGGGUUAUGCCAGGAAGCCUUCCCCGGUAGUACAAUUGUCGGCGUCUGCCUCGAGGAACCAUUCACCUGCUGGUGUUACUUCGCGGGUAGUUGUGCUAAGUCCACGACAAGUGAGGGUAACUUCGCCAAGAUCCUCAAGGCACACUAAAUCCUGAUCCGAGGUUCCCUUCAUUUUAUCCCCAUCUUGUGCUUCGUGGUUGUGAAUAAAGCAUAGUGUAACCCCAUUACUUUCUCUUAUCAUUGAAUAAACCCUGAGGAA
Messenger RNA from Darwinula stevensoni, 330 nucleotides. Lineage: Eukaryota; Metazoa; Arthropoda; Ostracoda; Podocopida; Darwinulidae. The record is from the annotation of a GenBank genome assembly.